AUGAUAGCUAAAGAUGGAAUUUCGCAGCCAGCUCCACCUCCGAAACCUUUGAUUCCACAGGCUGUGCAAAAUGCAAUACAAAGCGUACAAAGUGGAUUGCAAGCUAGCGGUGUACAACCAGGUCUAAUUCAGCCGGGAAUCAUGGUACAAUCACCCCCAAUUCCACAGUCUAGGAUACCAACAAUGGCUCCAGUAUUAUCUGCAAUUCACUCCCAAACAGCUGCAGUUAUAACAAAGGCACCAACAAACAUGCCUUCUAUCGCACCUUAUCCUCCACAGUUGAUAAAGCCCCUGAUUGACACCUUGAUGGGUCCAGCGGUUCCGACGAUUCCGCUUCAAUCGGAUGACACUGUCAAGUUGACAAACGUUGUCUAUGUCGGUGGACUUACAUCAGACACGUCUAACGAAUUUAUAAUCAAGAUGUUACAGAAAUGCGGAAAAAUAAGUCAUUUUAAGCGUCACACGGAUCCAUCUAGUGGUUUACUUGCUACAUUUGCAUUCUGUGAUUUUGAAUCACCAGGAGGUGCAUAUUAUGCUAUGGAAUGCCUUUCUGAUAUCCCAUACAAAGAAGGAAGAAUAAAGAUAAGUUGCAACGAAAAGGUAAAGGACCAAAUUGCAACUUGGAAGGAGCAGAAAAUUGCAGAGAUUAAAUCGCAAAACCCGGAAUACACCACCGAAAAGGUUGCAGAACAUAUGAAAUCCACCCAAGAUGCAUUAAGGGAGGAAUUCAACGGCAUUAUAAAGUUAAAUGAUACGACUGUAGAGGAAAUAAAACCUAUAACUGGACAACCAGUGAAGAAAAAGGUAGAAACUCCUCGCGAAACUGUGAAUGAGGUAGUUAGCUAUACUACUAAGGAAUAUACUGUACACCACAAAGAAUCGCACAGAAGAAAUAAAAUUAGGUCAAAGAAGAGAGACUACGAUGAAAGAUUCAGAGAUGAUGAACCAGAAUGGAUUAGAGAGGAAGAGAAGCUACUAAGACGUCUAAACAGACUUGGAACCGUGAAACAAAGUUUACGCGAAAAACUCAUAAAGGAAGAUUUAGAGGGGUUGUCACGAUAUAAUCCAAGAAUUAGACAGAAGGAACGCAUACAAGAUGAAGAAGAUGCGCAAGAAGAGGAGUCAGAGGCUAGAAAGAAGCAUAUACCAAUACAUGCUCAACCAGCACCUGUUGUUGAACAAAAGAAAUCUAUUCCAAAUGUAUUCGCCGCGCAAGAAGAGGAAGAAGAGACCAUAUACACCAAGAAACAUAAACCUCUUGUUAAACUGAGAAAGGAUGAAGAUAUUUGGGAACAGGUACCUACCGAAGAGGAACAAGUAUUCAAGUUCCCCCUAGACUGGGAUGGAAUAUUCAAGGACGGGACAGUCAAUGCACUUAUUGAGCCAUGGAUUAGAAAGUGUAUUCAGGAAUAUAUGGGUGAUGAAGAAUCGCUUGUGAAUGAUGUUAUAGAGUUCCUCACAGGACGACUGGCAGAACAUCCAACUCCAUCCGAGCUUUUAUUUGAUGUUGAACAAUUUUUGGAUGAUGAAAGUAAAGGUUUUGUUCUCCAGCUGUGGAGAAUGCUCAUUUUUCAACACAUGAAAUUGGAGUUGUAA
Molecule: messenger RNA, 1596 nt
Organism: Theileria equi strain WA
Lineage: Eukaryota; Apicomplexa; Aconoidasida; Piroplasmida; Theileriidae
Exons: 3
Coding region: 1-1596 (531 amino acids)
Biological process (GO): mRNA processing
Molecular function (GO): RNA binding
Source: RefSeq, a predicted model, not a curated record